Messenger RNA from Symbiodinium sp. CCMP2592, 1251 nucleotides. NCBI's taxonomy places the organism in Eukaryota, Dinophyceae, Suessiales, Symbiodiniaceae. The record is from the annotation of a GenBank genome assembly.
AUGCAGGAGAAUCCCGACGAGAUCAACGUGAUGAAUCCGAAGAUGAACCAAAGGCACACCUCCUUCGUCGACGGUAUCGAGCUCUUCGACGACAAGUACUUGGAGAUCUCGAACAACGAGGCCGUGACCAUGGACCCUCUGCAGCGGCAGGUCCUGGAGGUGGGCGGCGCGCUGCUGCAGCAGAUGGGCAUCUCCAAGAAGGUGUCCAACAAGCGGUCGCACCAUGUGGGCGUGUCUGUGGGCGUGGACAAAGCGGACUUCCCAACCUUGGGGGUAAUGACCGGUGGCAACAACGCGCUGGCGAUCAUCGCCAACCGCUUCAGCUUCGUCUUCAACCUUAAGGGCCCAAACUACAUCUGCGACACUGCUUGCUCCGCCUCCCUGACGGCGACGCACCUCGCGAAGCAGCUGUUGCUGGAUCGUGUUUGGGACGUCCUGGACUUUCAUGUGGCCACCGGCACCCACCUCUGCCUGUCCCCGGGCCCUUGGGUGGGCUGCGCACUGGGGCACAUGACCUCGCCACAGGGCCGCUGCUUCACUUUCGACUCCACCGCCAACGGAUAUCUUCGCGGCGAGGGCACCUCAGGCAUGAUCUUGAGGUACGGAGACUACGAGCAGGCAUCUACGAUCUACCGCGCCUCACAAGUUGGCCAGGAUGGGCGCAGCGCGAGCCUGACGGCUCCUAACGGGCCCGCGCAGGAGGAGAUUAUUUCGCGUGCCAUCCGGGAAGCGAAGAUGACCCCACCGGAGUCGACUUGCUGGGAGUGCCAUGGCACAGGCACAUCGCUGGGGGCGGUCAUGAAGAAGCCUUCGGAGCUCACCGUGCAGGAGAAGGCGCAGGCAGAGUUCGAGAAGCAAUUCGGCGUCGCUUGGAGCAAGGUGAUGGAAGAUGGGCUGGUCUUCAACGCCAUGGACGGUGCUGAGAAGCUGGGGAUCAGCCCCGACGAGCUGGGUAAGAAGUACGAUGCGCUCAAGAAGGGCGAGACCAUCAUCGAGUUCGGUGGCGGCUGCGGCAAGGUUGACAACAUCUAUGUCACCAACGGCUUCUACAGGAACAUGCGCUCCAAGUUCACAGCGCCAGGAACGAGCAUCUACUGCUACGAGGUGGAGUGGCCGGCAGACAAGACGAAGUUGGAGGACUUCCUCGCGCCUACCGAGCCGGCACAAGCCCCUGCCGGCUCCCUGCGCAGCCUCAUCUGCAAGGACCGGAGCCCGAAAUCCCAGCAGCCCUGGACUUUCGAGAGCUUGUGA